Messenger RNA from Amoebophrya sp. A25, 909 nucleotides. The record is from the annotation of a GenBank genome assembly. NCBI's taxonomy places the organism in Eukaryota, Dinophyceae, Syndiniales, Amoebophryaceae.
GGAAGGACGUUAAAAUGUCGGUCCUCUUGUGUUGUCCUGAGGGAAAUUGAGAGAUCCACGAUUCAGUGAUGUUGAUGGCGACAAGACGCAUCGCUUAGUGAAGGAGUGGUCAUUCCUUUUUGCUGGUGGGGUUGUAUGCGAGCGGUCCAUAAUGAAGGAGAAGCAGAUAAAGGAAUUCCAAUUCUAGAACAAGAAGAACGUCAAGAUCUAGAACUUGUGAUUCCCACUAGUUGUGGCACGACUUCAGAACUAGAGCCGCUCCCUAAAAAGAGCAACAGCAUGUACAACAACUCCUCUUCAUCUCCGCGCCAGGAAGGGGCAAGCGCGCGUAGCAGCACCGGGGAAACGCCUAGAAGUAUCCUCAAGGGCGCUGACUCUUCGCUUAAGGCUCACGUACUAGAGGAGGUGUGUCAUUUUCAGACAGGAGCAUUCCAAAAGAAGACUCAAGAACUACAAGUUCUUCUUGAGAAUACAUGCUACUUGAGUACUAGUUUUUUACAACUGCUGUAGGUUAUAAUAUAUCAUCGUUGUCUUGCUAAGCCUGAGGUCCUCCUCUAAGCCUAGUCGCCUCUCUGGAGAAGGACCUGGGGUCAGGAUAAAGCUCGGAACAGAUCAAUCCCCACAACAAGAAGCUGCAGAUCCAUCACAAGCACAGCCACCACGGCCUGAGGGCGGGAACAGAGCGCUGAAUACUGUUGAUGAGGGAGAUCUGGAACAGUUAAGGAUGGGCAUGGGAGUUUAUUAGUAAUUGCACUACUAUGGACAAGGACAAAAUCCGAAGCAUUCAUCUAGUUACUCUCUUGAAGUGAACUCAGUUUCUAUUUGCUCAAUGAGAUGAAAAACUUCAACAUCUGCUAAAACAUGAUGGGCGGUCUGCUGCAUCAUCGAGCUGGAGGGGGAGAGCAGAGG